Cuscuta campestris is the source of this 681-nucleotide messenger RNA. The record is from the annotation of a GenBank genome assembly. NCBI's taxonomy places the organism in Eukaryota, Viridiplantae, Streptophyta, Magnoliopsida, Solanales, Convolvulaceae.
ACUCGGUCAUCCCAAACCCCAGCGCCCCAGCUUAUUCUCUCACAAUUCUAAAUCUGAUUCUAAUUCUCCUCUCAUUCGGCGCGAUUGAAAUUCAUAUCCUCUCUCCGUUUUCGCGCAAUUCUUCUAAGGUUUGAAUUUCGACCCAGAUUCAGGAAAUUGAGGAAAAGAGUAGAAGAAAAUGGAGAAAAGCAAGCUGUUAUCAUCGGAGAAGGGUAAUGGAGGCGAAAAGGGUCGCCGGCGAGCAUUCAAGAGGAGAAGAGAAGGGGUGAUGAAGAAGGCCAGAGAGCUUUCAAUACUCUGCGACACCCCUGUUUGGAUCGUCAUCCGAUCUCCGGACGAUGACGGAGAUGAGGUCGGCAUCUGGCCGCUGCCGCCGGAGAAUGGUUCCCAGCAGGACGAAGUCAUUCGACAGUGCAAAGAGAAGAUGAUGGCAAUGAUGAAGAAUGGAACUGGCAGAGGAAGGGCGAAGAAACGAGCCAGAACAGCAGUGCCCGAUGUCGGGGACGAAGAAACCGCGGCUAAACGGGUUAGAACCGCGCCUGAUUCCGACGCAGCGGACUCAGAAAAGUGCGCGGAUUCUUGCUAUGUCCCGGAGCCGUUCCAGCUAUUUCCACCAAGCUUUUAUUCCUUGGACAUUUCUACCCCGCUGGUUGGUGCUUAGAAUGAAUAUUGGGGUUUUGA